Messenger RNA from Musa acuminata AAA Group (dessert banana), 894 nucleotides. RefSeq lists its product as uncharacterized. The record is from RefSeq and is a predicted model, not a curated record. The transcript has 3 exons. Gene Ontology annotation, biological process: regulation of DNA-templated transcription. Gene Ontology annotation, molecular function: double-stranded DNA binding. The coding region runs from base 1 to 894 and encodes 297 amino acids. NCBI's taxonomy places the organism in Eukaryota, Viridiplantae, Streptophyta, Magnoliopsida, Zingiberales, Musaceae.
AUGGCGGCUGCGACGCGACGCUCCGUACUCCGCCGCAAUAGCCUUCUGCCCCUGUUCGAAACGUGCCGCCUUCGAGAUCUCUUCUUCUUCUCCUCCUCUGUCGACCCUGCCGCCGCUGUAGGCGUCACCAUAUCUCCAGAUCCCAACUUCAUGGUGGAAUACCUCGUGAACUCCUGUGGGCUCUCCCCCCUCCGAGGCAGCCAAGGCUUCGACGGCGCCGGUAUCAGGAAGGUGAUAUCUGGGGAUCCCAGAUACUUAUGCUGCAACGUGGAGAAGAACCUCACCCCGAAGUUUCAGUUCUUACGCGAUUUGGGCCUAUCGGAGUCGGACAUCGUCGAUGUCAUCCGGAAUAACAAUGAGAUCCUCUGCCGCAACGUUCACCGUUCCUUCGUCCCCAAAUUCGUUGAGAAGACAUUGCAUCCUAACCUAAAGUUCUUGAAGGAUGAGUGCGGCAUUCCUGAAGAAAGGCUCUCUCUCGUCUUGAGAAGUCACCCACAAUUAAUCUCACAGAAACCAGACUCUCUCGGAGCUUUGGUGGCGAGAGCCGAUGAGCUGGGGAUGCCACGGCAAUCUCGGAUGUUCAUGUGGACACUUAAUAUUCUCCAGAGGGUAAGCAGAGAAAGGUUCGAGGCCAAGGUCGAGCUCAUGAGGAGCUUCGGGUGGUCGGAGUCGGAGUUUUCUUCUGCAGUCACGAAAAAUCCCACCUUCUUAGGCAUUUCCCUCGAUAUGUUGCGGAGAAAAGUGGAUUUUUUUAUCAAUGUGGUCGGUUACACCCCUUCCUUCAUCGCCGACAAAUCAAAUCUCUUGCUAUUUAGUCUGCAGAAGAGGGUAAUUCGUCGGUUUCGUGUCACAGAGAUGUUGAAAUCGAAAGGAUUGUGGACUGGACAAGGCUAG